AUGUCUUCAACAACAUUAAAUGACGAGUCAAUAUUCAAGUCAAAAAUUUAUUUAUUACCAAAUAGUCUGGGUAAAGGACGUUUAUCAAUAUUCAAAGAUGCGUUUUCAAAAUUUCGAUUAAAUUCAGCAGAAGAUUUUGAUUGUCAAAAAGUUAAAUUUGUUAUAGUCGAAGAAAGUUUGGAUCUACCAACUGUUUUAAAAAUAUUAAAAUUAGAUGUUAGGAACGACACAGAUAAUAGUAACAGUGAAAAUAAUCGUCCAGUAUUAAUUUCGACUAAAUGGUUGACUGAUUCUAUAAAAUCCAAAUAUCUAUUGCCAACUGCUGAUUAUACAUUGAAAUAUACCGUCAAAAAGCCACAGACAACGUCCACAACAACAACAGCAGCAGAGAUAGAGGCAAAAAGCCAAUCGCUCGCACAAUCAGAUACAACACAAUCCAAAAUACCUGAUGUUACAAAUAAACCUUCGGAAACGUCUUCACACUUAGCUGCACCAAAAUCCAUAAAACGUACAUUGUCUAGCGAUGAACCACUAGGCUCUGCAGCACAAAUAAAACGACGAGCGUAUUCAUCCGAAAGCGAUGGUUCAGAUGACGAAAUCAUGUUAGUAAAAAAUCCGGUGAAAAAAGGCGCUCUUCCUAAAGGAAAUUGGCAGUGUGCGCAAUCUUCAUUAAAUCCAGUGAAAACAAAUCAGAAUAAAGAGAUAACAGAUAAAUUAGAAGAAAUGGCUAAUUUAUAUGAAAAAGCUGCAGACAAAUGGCGUGCAUACAGUUAUCAAAAAGCAGUUGCUAUGCUUAAACGGCAUCCAAAACGAGUAACAACAUUCGAGGAAAUAGUUGCAUUACCCGGAAUUGGUCAACGUUUAGCCGAUAAAAUUUGGGAAAUUAUUGAAACUGGAGGUUUUCUAAAACUUGAAGAAUAUCAAUCACGUGACGACAUAACUGCAUUAAAUAUAUUCGGAAAUAUAUGGGGAGCUGGUGUGGUUAUAGCGAAACAAUGGGUUGAUCAAGGUUUUCGAACAUUGGAUGAUAUUCGUACUAAAGCAAAAUUAACACCAAAUCAACAAGUUGGUUUGAAGUAUUAUGAUGAAUUUCUUGAACGAAUUCCACGUGAUGAAGUUGCACAAAUUGAAAGCAUAGUAAAGGAUGCUGUGGAAUUGCUUUGUCCUGGUUCGAUCGUUCAGACGUGUGGCUCUUAUCGUCGAGGGAAACCAACAUGCGGCGAUAUUGAUAUUCUAAUCACACAUCCGGAUGGUUUAUCGCAUGAAGGAUUAUUGCAUCCAGUAAUUGAUAAUUUAAAGAAAAGUGGUUUUCUUACAGACGAUUUAAGUUACUCAGAUAAGCACGACGAAGAAUCUGGUGCACAUAUGAAAUACUUUGGUGUUUGCAUAUUACCCGGUGAAAAUCAAAAGCAUCGUCGAAUUGAUAUAAUUAUUAUACCAUAUAGUUCGGCAUAUUUUAAUCGGUCAAUGAGAAAAUUAGCACAUGGAAUGAAUAUGUAUUUAUCUCAACAUCGUUUAAAUACCGGUGUUAUUAGAAAAGGUGGUGUAAAAAUAAAUAAUGGUACAACAUUACCUACACCAACAGAAGAAUCCAUUUUUAAAUUUCUUAAUCUCGAAUAUCGACCUCCAGUAGAACUAAUAUAUAUUGAUAUAAAACAAAAAAAAAUGGUAUUAGAAGCAAAUAUCAUUGAAGAAAAACUAACAGAAGCAUGGAAAAAACGUUUAAAUGAUACAAGUUUUUCAGCUAAAUUAUUACCGAUAAUAUCAAAAUGUGAUACAGAUGAUGAAUUUCGAACAAUAUUUACUCGUCAAGUUUUACUUAAUGUUGAUACAGUGACAUCUUCAAUAUUAUUACAAUCCUAUUUUAAAUUUCAUACACGUUCUGGCUAUAUUGAUGUAUCACUUGUUAUCGAUCGAUUAAUCAUUUGUGUAUUUCCACAACAAACUGGAUUCAAUGAUGAUGAUGAAGUUAAAUUAAAAUUUUUAAUUGAACUUUUAAUUGAUACUUUAAAAACUAUGCAAUUAACAUCAAAACAAGCACCAAAAUUGGGUAAACAAUUAAAUUUACUUGCAAAAUGGUUAAGUAACGGUUUAAUUAUUUAUUCAAAUUAUUUAUAUGAACAUUUAUCUUCAAUAACUGACACGACAUCAUUGUAUCAUAAUAUUGAAUUAAUAAAAAGUAUGUUAGAAACAAUUAUCGAUUGUUUUCUACUUCUAUUCAGUCAAUCUCAAUAUUAUUGUGUAUGGUUAAUGACAAUUAAAUCAUUGCAUGAUCAUGCAGAAUGGAAUAAAUUAAUUGAAGAAUUAAAUCAAAUAUCACAACGAUUAUUAAAACAUGAUGGUUGUCGAUUAGAAUUACAAAAAACACAUUAUGAACAAAUUUUAUUUAAAAUAACAAAUUUACAUUUAUCUGAACAAUUUCAUCAAGAAGAAAUUAGUUUUAAUAUUGAUUUAUUUAAUCCAAUUGUAUCCAUGUUAGUUGUUAAUAAAUUACAUAUAAGUGGACCAAUAUUUUUAACAAUUAUUAAAUUUUUUGAAGAACAAUCUGUAACACCAGUAACAUCAAUGAUUUAUUUAAAAUUUUUACAAGCAAGUAUUAGUGGUUAUGUAUCAUCUUAUCAUAUACUUGAACAUGAACAACGAUGGAAUGCCUAUAUUAAUUAUCAAUUACCAAGAAUUUUAGCAGCAUUAAUUGAAAAAAAUUUUGAUGCAUUAAAACAAACAUUUGAAUUAUUAUUAUUACAUAAUGAAUAUGUUUUGGAUAGAAUAGAUGAAAUGUAUAUGGAAAAUUUUUUAGAACAACUACUGUGUAAUAUAUUACAAUAUACGUCACCACUUCUAAGAACAAAUUAUCAACAAAAAAUUACCGAAUUAGUCAAUAUAAUACAACAAACAAGAAAUCCUUAUAUGCAACAACUAUUGAUUCAACAACAGCAAACAAAUGAUGGACCAAUGCAAUUACCAAAUUCUGUUCAAAUAUUACAUUUACAACGAAAUUUAGAAAAAUCAUUGCCUAGAAUAAUCGAAAAUGUUCAUCUAUCACCAUCAUUUUCUCUACAACCACAACAACAGCAAGACAUUAUUGAUAAUCUUCCAUUAGAUCAAUAUCGCCUAAUUAUUCGUUUAUUAUUGAAUUAUAAUGAAUUAUAUUUAUCAUUAACACAAAUUAACGAUGAUGAUAAACGUUCUGUAUUUGAUUUGACUUUGUUUAUGUUGUGCUAUUUAACAUGGUCAGCAGACGAUACAACAGAAAAUUUUGGACAAAUUGAUAAUUUAUCAAUACAAUUGACAUCAACAAGUGUCUGGUUAAAAAAAUAUUGGCUCUCAAGACAUUUGGGAUGUGCCUUAUUUGCCUCAUCAAAUGCACUAGAAUCUAUUAAUUUUACAAAUGAGACAGAUAAUUCAAUGAUUCAAAAUGAUGUUAGUGAAGAAUAUCUACGUGAAAUACGAUCAACAGCAUUUAAUUAUCAACAACCGAAAUAUUCAUCGACGGAUUAUUUAACAAAAACAAUAACAUUAUUGGCUAGUAUUCCGUCAUUAGUAUCCGACGACUCAAAACAAAAAUUAAUCGAUCUACUUCAGUAUAAUACACAAGUUUGCUAUGGAACGUUAAUACAUAUUUUACUAUGGUUAUUUGCCAACUAUCAAUUAGCAACGGAUGUUGAAAGAAUAUGGAUUAAAGAUGUUAUUAAUUCUGUUGGCGAUUUUUAG
Didymodactylos carnosus is the source of this 3711-nucleotide messenger RNA. The record is from the annotation of a GenBank genome assembly. Lineage: Eukaryota; Metazoa; Rotifera; Eurotatoria; Philodinida; Philodinidae.